Arachis stenosperma is the source of this 453-nucleotide messenger RNA. RefSeq lists its product as uncharacterized. The record is from RefSeq and is a predicted model, not a curated record. Lineage: Eukaryota; Viridiplantae; Streptophyta; Magnoliopsida; Fabales; Fabaceae. The transcript has a single exon. Bases 1 to 453 code for a protein of 150 amino acids.
AUGCUUUCAUCACUAAUAAGGAAACUUGUGAUCCAAGAAGUCAAGCCUACCCGCAUCUGUCUCCAGCUUGCUGAUGGCUCCACUAAGUUAUCAUCAAGAGUGGUUGAAGACAAGGUCGUAAGGGUUGGACCCUUUACGUUUACCACAGAUUUCGUGGUGUUGGAUAUGGAAGAACACAACAAUGUAUCCAUUAUUCUAGGGAGAUUAUUCAUGGCAACAGGAAAGACCGUCAUUGACGUGCAAAAUGGGAAAGUGACACUAAGAGUCAAUGAGGACGAAUUUGUACUAAAUGCUAUCAAGGCCAUGCAGUACUUUGACACCCCAGAGGAGUGUAUGAGGAUUGAUAUUAUCGACUCCCUGGUAAAAGAGGUACAUGCAGCUGAGAGACUUGAGGAGGAGCUGGGUGACAUCCUUGGGGAUGACACGCCUGACAUAAAGGCACUAGUAAAAUAG